Protobothrops mucrosquamatus (brown spotted pit viper) is the source of this 684-nucleotide messenger RNA. RefSeq names its product trans-golgi network vesicle protein 23 homolog A (gene TVP23A). Lineage: Eukaryota; Metazoa; Chordata; Lepidosauria; Squamata; Viperidae. The transcript is spliced from 7 exons. Bases 7 to 651 code for a protein of 214 amino acids. Gene Ontology annotation, biological process: vesicle-mediated transport; protein secretion. Gene Ontology annotation, cellular component: Golgi membrane. The record is from RefSeq and is a predicted model, not a curated record.
AAGAAGAUGAAGCAGAGCUUAGCAGAUGACACGGAAGACGUGUCCCUCGACUUUGGGAAUGAAGAGGAGCUGGCCUUAAGGAAGGCAAAAGUCAGGUACCCGCUGGCCACCUUUUUCCACCUCUUCUUCCGUGUGAGCGCCAUCAUGACCUACCUCAUCUGCGACUGGUUCAGCAAAAGCUUCAUCGCCUGCUUCCUCGUCAUCCUCCUCCUCCUCUCCUUUGACUUCUGGUCUGUGAAGAAUGUCACCGGAAGGCUGCUGGUUGGUUUGCGAUGGUGGAAUCAGAUCGACGAGGAUGGGAAGAGCCACUGGGUGUUCGAAGCAAAGAAGGGCUCCUCUGCUGUGGCCCCCCCCACUGAGGUCGAAGCCCGGAUCUUCUGGCUCGGGCUGAUCAUCUGUCCCGUCAUCUGGAUCCUUUUCUUCUUCAGCACCUUGUUCUCUUUGAAGUUGAAAUGGCUGGCACUGGUGGUAACUGGCAUCUGUCUCCAGACGGCUAACCUUUAUGGCUAUAUCCACUGUAAACUAGGGGGAGCCCCCCAAACCAUCCGCAAAGUCACCCCACGCUUCCCGGCACAGGAGAUCUUCCAGAAGGGAGGAUCAGAAGACUUUCAGAAAAACGCCCUGAAGCAUCUGGGGACCCAAAGUCAUUAGAACAGGGAUGUCUGGAGAGUCCCCGGGGGACAG